AUGGCUCGUACGUCCAAUACCUUCAAGCAGUCCAACAAUUCAGGAGGUCGAAAUCAAUGGCGCGAGCGCCCGGUGUUGGAAGAUAUCCCUGACCUUCCACAGCGCCUCCAGGUCUAUAUCAACGAGGGUGUUCGGGUCAAAGAUAUUCCGCAAGAGAUUGAGAGCGACCUCGGGGCUAUCGUCAAACUACCAACCAUUAAGAAGAUUAUGCAGCGCUUCGAUAUCAAGACCUCGCGAAGGAGUGGUGUUUCAUACGUUGAGAAAGGUGCAGCUAUUCUCCAGACGAUGAAAGAAGACCCCCUGGGACGUGGGGUUUGCGAACCAGAUUUUAUCAUGCGCUUUCGAAGGGCCCAGGACGUAACUGCCACAGCUAACCGUCAUCCUCAAACUCGCAAGGCGCAUAGUCAUGGAUUGUAUUGCUCUGGUCCGAAUGAAGAAUGGGGCAUGGAUGGACAUGAGAAGAUCCUCCUUUCUAUGGGCAUCGGGGUCUAUGGAAUCAUCGACAAGUAUAGCCGCAUGGAGCUGAUACUUGUUGCUGUUCCUAAUGCUCGGGAUGACGAGCUGCCACUUGCUGUCUACCUCAGAACUGUCAAGAAAUACGGAGGAAUGCCGAUUACGUCUACAAGUGACAAAGGCACUGAACUGCGCAAGGUCAUCUCAGUGAUUGGGACCCUUCGCGCUACCUACCAGCCAUAUAUCCCGGAGAGCGUCGUGGCAUCGCACAACGCUCUGAAGUCUCCAGAUAACAUUACCCGAGAGCGUAACUGGCGACCUCUUUGGGAAAAGGACCUGGCCAACGUCCUUUACUUCUACAGAGCUGGCCAGGAAGCAGCUGGGUUUCAUCCGAAUAACGAUUUCCACGCCUCUCUUUCCCGCUGGCUUUGGGCGUGUAUUGUCCAGACCCUCCUCGACAAGGUUAUGAGCGAAAAUCAGAAGCAUCGGAUUCGCGGUCAGAAGAAAUCCUUGAUGCCAACCGAUGCUCGUCGUAUUGAUAUGUUCAAGCACCCUGAGCGCUUCGGUGGUAGAGACCAGCUUAUCCCCAUUCCCCAGCAGGAUAUUGACCGUCUUCUUGCCGAAUACGACCAGCCACAUCUAUUCAAGUUUGUCCCUGAUGAUUUAGAAAAUAUCUUUGGAGAUCUCUACCGCGCAAUCGGCAGUCCCUCUCUCGUGGCAUCCCAGGGUUGGGGUAUCUUCAGAGAUAUGGUUAAUACUCACCUUUCUCGCGCUUAA
Molecule: messenger RNA, 1230 nt
Organism: Coprinopsis cinerea okayama7#130
Lineage: Eukaryota; Fungi; Basidiomycota; Agaricomycetes; Agaricales; Psathyrellaceae
Exons: 7
Coding region: 1-1230 (409 amino acids)
Source: RefSeq, a predicted model, not a curated record